Ostertagia ostertagi is the source of this 243-nucleotide messenger RNA. The record is from the annotation of a GenBank genome assembly. NCBI's taxonomy places the organism in Eukaryota, Metazoa, Nematoda, Chromadorea, Rhabditida, Trichostrongylidae.
AUGAUGCAGCAGAGUAUGAAGGCGAGGAAGAAGAUCGUGGCCAAGUUGAAAACGAUGACGAAGAUAAACAGAAUGAGAUUCAAGAAGAGAACGAGGACAGCGAGAGGGAGGAGGGUGAUGAAGACGAGGAUGCUGAAGCGCAUAGGGAAGCGGCUAUUCAGGAGCGGAAGAAAAGCGCUGACGAACGGAUUAAAUUUGUCAUAUCGCAAUCGAAUCUCAUUGUUGACUACAAGUUUGACGUGA